This is a messenger RNA of Puma concolor (puma), 3657 nucleotides long. The record is from RefSeq and is a predicted model, not a curated record. NCBI's taxonomy places the organism in Eukaryota, Metazoa, Chordata, Mammalia, Carnivora, Felidae.
AUGGGGGAUCAGCAACUAUACAAGACCAAUCACGUGGCCCACAGCGGUGAGAACCUUUUCUACCAACAGCCACCACUUGGCAUCCACGGCGGGCUGAACCACAACUAUGGGAAUACAGUCGCCGGGGCUGGAAUGGAUGCCCCUCAGGCAUCGCCCAUCUCCCCCCACUUCCCUCAAGAUACUCGGGAUGGUCUAGGCUUGCCUGUUGGUUCCAAAAACCUUGGCCAAGUAGAUACCUCGAGGCAGGGAGGGUGGGGAAGUCAUACAGGACCCGGAAACCACGUCCAGCUCCGUGGCGGCCUGACCAACUCAAACAUGAUGUGGGGGACACCGGCCCAGGCUGAGGCCACCGAUGGCUACCAAUAUACCUACUCCCAGGCCAGCGAGAUCCGGACCCAGAAACUCACCAGCGGUGUCCUGCACAAGCUAGACUCCUUCACCCAGGUGUUCGCCAACCAGAACCUGCGAAUUCAGGUCAACAAUAUGGCCCAGGUGCUGCACACCCAGUCGGCAGUGAUGGACGGAGCCCCUGACAGUGCCCUCCGCCAGUUGCUGGCCCAGAAACCCGUGGAGCCCCCAGUACCGGCUAUUUCUUCUCGCUACCAGCAGGUGCCCCAGCAGGCUCACCCUGGUUUCGCUGGCGGGCUGUCUAAAUCAACUCUCCAGGUAGGGCCGCACCCUAGCCAAGGGCAUCUGUAUUAUGACUACCAGCAGCCACUGGCGCAGAUGCCAGUGCAAGGCGGACAGCCACUGCAGGCCCCACAGAUGCUGUCCCAGCACGUGCCACAGAUGCAACAGCACCAGUAUUACCCGCAGCCGCAACAGCAGCAAGCCGGGCAGCAGCAGAUGGCCAUGCAAGAAAUGCAGCAGCAGCAGCAGCAGCAACAGCAGCAGCAGAUUCGCCCAGCACAGCCUCAGCAGCCGCAGCAGCAGCUGCAGCUACAGCAGCGGCAGGGUUCCAUGCAGAUACCUCAGUAUUACCCAUCCCAGCCCGUGAUGCAGCACUUGCAAGAGCAGCAGCAGCAGCAGCAGCAGAUGCACCUACAGCCCCCUUCUUAUCACAGGGACCCCCACCCGUACGCCCCAGAGCAGGCGCACGCCGUCCAGCUGAUUCAGCUGGGCUCCAUGCCCCAGUACUACUACCAGGAGCCCCAGCAGCCCUACAGCCACCCCCUCUGCCCACAGAGCCACCUGCCCCAGCACCAGCAGCGCGAGGACGGUCAGCCCAAGACUUACCCAAGCGACAGGCAGGCCCCGGCCAUGCUGAGCUCCCACGGCGACCUGGGGCCUCCUGAGGCAGGAAUGGGAGACCCGGCCAGCUCGGACCUGAGCCGGCUCAGCAGUGCCCUCCCUCAUCGGCCACUCCUGUCCCCCGGCGGGAUCCACCUCAACAACAUGGGGCCUCAGCACCAGCAGCUGUCUCCCAGUGCCCUGUGGCCUCAGAUGCAUCUACCUGAUGGCAGAGCCCAGCCAGGGUCCCCCGAGUCAAGUGGCCAACCAAAAGGAGUGUUUGGGGAGCAGUUUGAUGCCAAGAACAAAUUGACGUGCUCCAUCUGCCUGAAGGAAUUCAAGAGCCUGCCUGCCCUGAAUGGCCACAUGCGGUCCCACGGGGGAAUGAGAGCCUCCCCCAGCCUCAAACAGGAGGAAGGAGAGAAGGCCCUGCCGCCUCAGCCCCAGCCGCCACUGCCUCCGCCUCCGCCGCCACCGCAGCUCCCUCCCGAGGCAGAAAGCCUCACGCCUAUGGUCAUGCCCGUGUCUGUCCCUGUCAAGCUUCUCCCGCCCAAGCCAGGCUCUCAGGGCUUCGCCAACAGCAUCGUUGCCGCCCCCUCCACCAGAGACAAGCCAGCCAGCUCGAUGUCGGACGACGAGAUGCCCGUGCUCGUGAGGAUGACCCUUUCUCCCCCACACUCACCCCAAGGGGCUGCCCCCCACCCGCCUGCUGAAAUUCCCAAGAAGCAUCAGCCGGCCCCGGCCAAAGCCGAGGAACCCCUCAGGACGUUGCCGGAGAAGAAGAAGUUCCGGCACCGGCCCGAGCCGCUCUUCAUCCCGCCACCGCCCUCCUACCCCGCCAACCCCGCCGCCGCCUCCUACUCGGGCGCCACCCUCUACCAGAGCCAGCUGCGCUCCCCGCGCGUCCUCGGGGAGCACCUGCUCCUGGACCCCGCCCACGAGCUGCCCCCCUACACGCCCCCGCCCAUGCUGAGCCCGGUGCGCCAGGGCUCGGGGCUCUUCAGCAACGUCCUCAUCUCGGGCCACGGCCCCGGCGCCCACCCUCAGCUGCCCCUCACGCCCCUGACGCCCACGCCGCGGGUGCUGCUGUGCCGCUCCAACAGCAUUGAUGGCAGCAACGUGACAGUCACCCCAGGGCCUGGAGAGCAGACCAUUGAUGUUGAACCACGCAUCAACAUUGGCUUGAGGUUCCAAGCAGAGAUCCCAGAACUUCAGGAUGUCUCCGCCUUGGCCCGGGACACACACAAGGCCACACUGGUAUGGAAGCCCUGGCCAGAGCUGGAAAACCAUGACCUCCAGCAAAGAGUGGAGAAUCUCCUGAAUUUAUGCUGUUCGAGUGCGUUGCCUGGUGGAGGGACCAAUUCUGAAUUUGCUUUGCACUCUCUCUUCGAGGCCAAAGGUGAUGUGAUGGCUGCUCUGGAAAUGCUGCUGCUGCGGAAGCCAGUCAGGUUAAAAUGUCAUCCUUUAGCAAAUUACCACUAUGCCGGCUCAGACAAGUGGACCUCCCUAGAAAGAAAACUGUUUAACAAAGCACUAGCCACUUACAGCAAAGACUUUAUUUUUGUACAGAAGAUGGUGAAGUCUAAGACGGUGGCUCAGUGUGUGGAAUACUACUACACGUGGAAAAAGAUAAUGCGCUUGGGGCGGAAACACCGGACACGCCUCGCAGAAAUCGAUGAUUCUGUGACGAGUGAAGAAGAAGAGGAGUUAGAGGAAGAGGAGGAGGACCCAGAAGAAGAUAGGAAAUCCACGAGAGAAGAGGAGAGUGAAGUGCCCAAGUCUCCCGAGCCCCCCCCAGGCCCCGUGCUGGCUCCCGCGGAGGGGCCACCCCUGCAGGCCCUCGGCCAGCCCUCCGGCUCCUUCAUCUGUGAGAUGCCCAACUGCGGGGCCGUGUUCAGCUCCCGACAGGCACUGAACGGCCACGCCCGUAUCCACGGUGGCACCAACCAGGUGACCAAAGCUCGGGGUGCCAUCCCCUCUGGAAAGCAGAAGCCUGGCAGCGCUCAGAGUGGAUACUGCUCAGUGAAGAGCUCACCCUCUCACAGCACCACCAGUGGCGAGACAGACCCCACGACUAUCUUCCCCUGCAAGGAGUGUGGCAAAGUCUUCUUCAAGAUCAAAAGCCGAAAUGCGCACAUGAAAACGCACAGGCAGCAGGAGGAACAGCAGAGGCAAAAGGCUCAGAAAGCAGCUUUUGCUGCUGAAAUGGCGGCCACGAUCGAGAGGACUACGGGGCCCGCGGGGGCCCCGGGGCUGCUGCCCCUGGACCAGCUGAGCCUGAUCAAACCCAUCAAGGAUGUGGACAUCCUCGAUGGCGACGUUGUCCAGCAGUUGGGAGGCGUCAUGGAAGAGGCCGAGGUCGUGGACACGGAUCUCCUCUUGGACGACCAAGAUUCGGUUUUGCUUCAGGGUGAUGCAGAACUAUAA